Cadophora gregata is the source of this 825-nucleotide messenger RNA. RefSeq lists its product as uncharacterized. The record is from RefSeq and is a predicted model, not a curated record. The transcript has 3 exons. Bases 1 to 825 code for a protein of 274 amino acids. Gene Ontology annotation, molecular function: DNA-binding transcription activator activity, RNA polymerase II-specific; transcription cis-regulatory region binding. Gene Ontology annotation, cellular component: RNA polymerase II transcription regulator complex. NCBI's taxonomy places the organism in Eukaryota, Fungi, Ascomycota, Leotiomycetes, Helotiales, Ploettnerulaceae.
AUGACCCACCCUUCCAUCUUCAUCCCUUCACAAACAAUGGACUCCAUACCUUUCGAAUGGAACGUCUUCGAGCAACAAUUCUUCACCUGGCACCAACACCUGGACACCACUCUCUCAUCCACCAACCUGUCCACCCCAUCCAGUAUCCCCUCAACAACUGAACCUCCCGCCUCAUACGCGCACUCCUCCUCAUCCUCCAGCAGGGGAGCAAAUUCACCUACCACGGGAGAACAGGCCUUGGAUCUCGAUCUCGAUCUCCCCAUAAAGAAUGACCCGAAAUCAAAGAAAGCACCUACUCGUCGCCGCAUCCAAAACCGGCAAGCACAGCGUGCGUUCCGGCUUCGGCAGAAAAUGCAUGUUGAAUCACUUCAAGAGAGAUUGAAGUAUCUGGUGGGUGCGUAUGAGGAGUUGAGGAGGAGGUAUGUAUUUUUGAGUGGGGAGUAUGAGAGGAUGGUAAGUGUUGGAGUGGGGGUUGGAGUUGGGGUUGAGAGGAUUGGUGGGCUGGAGGGCGGGAGAAAUGGGAGUGUAGUUGGGAGUGACAGUGUGGGUGGAAAGUUCAAGGGUUGGUGGGGUACAGGGGAGCAGGUUGAUGGUGGAGAUGAAGGUCUGGAGGACUGUGACGGUGAAGAGGUUGAACUGGAAGGAAGUGUCGAUGUAGAGAUUGAUUUCCAGACGGAGCCUGGGCGCAAAUCAGGCCUUGAUGUAGACAAGGCGAUCCCGCCACCAAUGGUCGUUGAUGGGUAUCAGCAGCAGCACGAUUCUGUUGUGGAGUUGAAGAGUGUAUGUCUGCAUGGUAUGCUGGCUUCUGAUUUAUGGGUUGGGUAA